GACUCGGUUUCCCUGCGGCCCUGGUUGGCUCUCUGGUCAUUGGCUGAGCGGGGCGGAUCUGGUCCUGCUCUUCCCCGCCCCCAGUGACACAAUAGCAGCUCCCUCCAAGAUGGCGGCGGCGACGGCGGACCCGGGAGCUGGGAGCCCUCAGGUUGGAGACUCCUCCGGCGGGGCCGCUGGGUGCGGGCUGCCGUCCCCAGGAGAGCAGGAACUGAGCCGGCGCUUGCAGCGCCUGUAUCCCGCUGUCAACCAGCACGAGACGCCGCUGCCGCGCUCCUGGAGCCCCAAGGACAAGUACAACUACAUCGGCCUCUCCCAGGGCAACCUCCGCGUCCACUAUAAAGGUCAUGGCAAAAAUCACAAAGAUGCGGCGUCAGUGCGUGCCACCCACCCCAUACCUGCUGCCUGUGGCAUUUAUUACUUUGAGGUGAAGAUUGUCAGCAAAGGAAGAGAUGGGUACAUGGGAAUAGGACUCUCAGCUCAAGGCGUCAACAUGAACAGACUUCCUGGUUGGGAUAAGCAUUCCUAUGGUUACCAUGGUGAUGAUGGGCAUUCCUUCUGCUCCUCGGGGACUGGCCAACCCUACGGUCCCACAUUCACUACAGGAGACGUGAUUGGCUGCUGUGUCAACCUCAUCAACGGCACUUGCUUCUAUACCAAGAAUGGCCAUAGCCUUGGUAUAGCCUUCACAGACCUCCCGGCCAACCUCUACCCCACCGUAGGCCUGCAGACACCUGGGGAGAUUGUGGACGCCAACUUUGGGCAGCAGCCCUUCCUGUUUGACAUUGAGGACUACAUGCGGGAGUGGCGUGCCAAGGUCCAGGGCACUGUCCACUGCUUCCCCAUCAGUGCCCGGCUUGGCGAGUGGCAGGCGGUGCUGCAGAACAUGGUCUCAUCUUACCUGGUGCAUCAUGGGUACUGUGCCACGGCCACGGCUUUUGCCCGAAUGACUGAAACCCCGAUUCAGGAAGAACAAGCAUCCAUAAAGAACAGACAAAAGAUUCAGAAGCUGGUGCUGGAGGGCCGAGUUGGGGAGGCCAUUGAGACCACACAGCGUUUCUACCCAGGGCUGCUGGAGCAUAAUCCCAACCUGCUCUUCAUGCUCAAGUGCCGCCAGUUUGUGGAGAUGGUGAACGGGACUGACAGUGAGGUCCGCAGCUUGAGCUCUCGAAGCCCCAAGUCCCAGGACAGCUACCCUGGCUCCCCCAGCCUCAGCCCCCGACACGGCCCCACUAGUUCCCACACGCACAAUACAGGAGCAGACAGUCCCAGCUGCAGCAACGGCGUCGCCUCCGCCAAGAGCAAACCGAACCACAGUAAAUACCCUGCACCCAGCUCCUCCUCGUCCUCAUCGUCCUCAUCAUCCUCCUCAUCUCCCUCCUCAGUGAAUUACUCUGAGUCCAACUCUACAGAUUCCACCAAGUCCCAGCCCCACAGCAGUACCAGUAACCAGGAGACCAGCGACAGUGAGAUGGAGAUGGAGGCGGAGCAUUACCCCAACGGUGUGCUGGAGAGCAUGUCCACACGCAUCGUCAAUGGUGCCUACAAGCAUGAGGACCUGCAGACGGAUGAGUCCAGCAUGGAUGAUGGGCAUCCGCGGCGGCAGCUCUGCGGGGGCAAUCAGGCGGCCACGGAAAGAAUUAUCCUGUUCGGCCGCGAGUUGCAGGCACUGAGUGAGCAGCUGGGCCGGGAGUAUGGCAAGAAUUUGGCCCACACGGAGAUGUUGCAGGAUGCCUUUAGCCUGCUUGCCUACUCAGACCCCUGGAGCUGCCCAGUUGGCCAGCAGCUUGACCCCAUCCAGAGGGAGCCUGUGUGUGCCGCCCUCAACAGCGCCAUUUUAGAGUCUCAGAACCUGCCAAAACAGCCCCCGCUGAUGCUCGCCCUGGGCCAGGCAUCUGAAUGUCUACGGCUCAUGGCCCGAGCGGGCCUGGGAUCUUGCUCUUUUGCCAGAGUCGACGACUACUUGCACUAGCUGACCACACUGGCUGGCCCCGCCUGGCCCUCCCUUGGCCCCAGGGCUGGAGCAGCCCUGCUCUCCAUCGGCACCUGGUGCAGGGACCCAGAAGCCACGGGCAGAGCCCACUCCUCCUGCCUGGCCUCCUCUGUUCCUUUCCUCCCUUCCUUCCUUUCUUUUUCUCCCACCUUCAGUCUCUCUCUCUCUCCCUCCUUCACGUGCAGCGGCCUAUGACACAGAAUUGGCUGGUUACUCUUCAUGUAGCGCCUUCUAUUUUGAAAGAGGGGGGUUGUUUUGAGGAGAGGUUGGGGUUUUUUAAUCUUUUUCUUUUUUCCCCUCCUCCUGACUGAGCCACCAGUAUUUAUCUCUGGAGAGUUUGUGCUGAGCUGGUUUCUGCUAAUUUAGUCAUGAAGCCUAUCCACGUUGGUGAUAGCUUAUUAUUUUCAUAAGUAAAAAAAAUGAGAUUAUAUAUAUAAAUAUAUAUAUUAAAAAAAGACACAGUAUUUAUCGUAGUGUUAGUGGUCCAGCACCUCUUGGGUGAGGCUGUCCAGACACCAUGUUUUUAUUUGAGUACAACUCAUCAAAAAAGAAUCAUCUCUGUCACCUCAGCCAAGGGAUUUCUUUAUUUCAGGCUUCCCCUUUGUUGAACCACAGGCCCAGCUGCAGCCUAGGGAGGCCCAGUAGGCUUUGGGAGCCUCAUAGUGGGCAGGAUAGGCUAAGCUGGUUUGCAGCAUCCGAGAGAUGUGGGUGCCUAGGCCUCUGAGAGUUGAACUGAGCAGAGAACUUCAGGGCCAAGGGGCCAGAGAAGAGAUGACUUGGCCCAGGGCUAACAGCAAAACAAGGGAGAGGGUCCUCGGCCAGCACGCUGUCCCCCAUCCUACCCUGUCUCUCACUGCCUGCCUUGACUGACUCUCUCUCUUCCCUUUUCAACAUCCCACCUUUCCUUGUUGUUAAGAUGGCCAAAUACUUCAUUUCCUCUAAACUGAUUGCCUGGGAACUACCUGCCUUCAACCUGAGAGCUACUGUGUGUCAAGCUGCGGGGAGGGAGUCUCCUACCAGGACAGAGGCCCCUGGGCACAGGGGCUGCCUUCUUCCUGCCUGGGUCUUCACCGUCUCUGCACAGCUGAGAUGGAAUCAACACUUCUGUUGAGAAGCCAGGACCUUGUGGAGGCAGAUUUAUGGACUGCCAGUCGCCAGAGUGGAUGGAACCUUUGACCCCCCAGGCCAAGCCUCACUGUAGCUGUGCCAGGCAGCUCCCUGCAGUUUGGCCCCAGUCAGUCUUAGGAAAGACUGUUAAGAGUAUUCGCUGGCCAGAGGAAGGGACCUCAUGGGCUUGACAGAUGUCCCACUGUCCAUGUCCGACGGAUCCUCACAGCUAGUGGGUCAGAAACCGUCUUAGUACUGCCAUCAGGGAAUCAGGAGAGGAAGGGCUAAGAUGGCGGCCAGGACUUGAGCAGGCUGUCUGUGGAGAGGACUGACCGCCCACGGGAAGGAAAGGGAGGUGCCCUCCCAGAGGAGCAGGAGGGGCCAGGAUUUCCCUAUUUGCUUCACAAUGGGAGGGAAUGUACAGAUGGCCCCUGCUAAGGGGCAAGUUCAGAAGUCAAACUUCCAGUCCCUGCCUGGAUCUGGGCUCUCCACCAGUGCAUACUGGAAUGGUUGGAAUGGCCUGAGGUGCCCACUGAGACUUGCUGGACCUACAGCUGGACAAGAGAAAUAAUUGAGUUGGACUAAGUGCUGGUGAUGGGGUCAGGGCCCUUGGCCCUGUGCUCCCCCAGAAGUCUGUCCUGGGACACAAUCCUGAAGGUUGCUGCUUUUUCUUGGUCCCCACUGGGGCCCCAGCUGGCAGCCCAGAGACCACGAACCAUCAGGAAGGUGGUGUCCUGUCUGUGAAGGAGAUUCAUCCUCUGCAAACCUGGGAAUGCCCAGCUCUCAAACCAAGGGGUUGGAAAAAUCAGGCUGUUAAAAUGGUCGGAAGCACUCAGGACUGCGAAUUACAAACCAGAGGCUUUUACAAUUGGAAUGAAGUUCAGAGACCAUCUACUCCACCAAUCCUCUCCUCUUAUAGCUAAGGAAACAGGCCCAGGAGAUUAAGUGACUCAAUAUAUGCGGGCAGAACUGGGACUAAGCUCAUCCCUGUGGCUUGGACACUGUUUAGGCCUAAAGCUGAAUGGCAGGCGAAGGAUUACGCUGGUGAGGCCUCCAGCAAUGUCUGAGCAGCUGGUACCUUCAGGGGUGUGUCAGGGGUGGGGAUGGGCUUGGGUUGUGGAGCGGCGGAGAGGGCCCCGGAGGGCUCAGGACAGCUGUGUGCUGCUCGGGGUUGGGUGUCCGCCUGGCUCAACACUCAGUGCCCACGGCCACCUCCCCAUUUUCUGUGCCUUAUCUCACUGUUUCAGCUGAGUCCAAGUUGUUUACUCUGUUCCUCUCCAGAGGGGCACUGAGUCCCAGUUGGACAGAACACCUUCGGGACAUUAGCCUUUGCCCCACAAGCUGUGGAGAGGACCAAAAUUAAGCUGCUUGAGCCCACUGUCUUGCUGAUAGUCCAGGCCUGCCUGCCAACCAGCGGAGCCCCUGCUGCACACCCAGUCCUACCAGCCUACUUCCAGGAGCCGAGAGUGGGGAAGGUACCUGGGAGGAGUCCUGGUGAAGAGCUGGACUUCAGCCAAGGAGGCAGGAGGAAGACCUGGCUCUGUUGGGUCGUUCAACCCUGGGGGAGCAGCCUUUCCCUCUUACCUUUUCCUGUUGUUCCACCAAAUGGUCGCUCUCUUCCAGAGCAGAAACUGACGGAUACGCAACGAUAGCCAGAACCCCUGUUCCUCACCCACCUAGGUUUGUGGCUGGACGUGGGCUGGCAGAACAGGGACAUCAAGAGAUGGAGAAGGGGGACUUCCCAGCCUCCCAGCAUCUUCCUAGCCCGUAAGCAAGCACAAAGAUGAGGCAGAGAUCUGUCAGAGCUGAAAGUUCCUUUGGUUGCUCACAACUCAGGUAUGCACACCGUGUGGCAGCUGGACAGCAGAGCCCUACUUGACCGCAAGUCCCGUGCACCCAGACCUGUGGCCAGAUCGUGCUCUGGCUGCCUCAGGCACUGCCUCUUUGCAUAGGGUUCUCCUCCAUUAGAAACUACAGCCGACUCAGACGUCCUCCACAUUGUGCACACUGGUUCUGCCUUUGUCCUCGCAAGUUGAUACUUGGCAUUAGCAUGAAACUUGUGGGUGUGGGAGGGUUUAGAGAGAAUUCUAACACAAAACAUCCUAUUAAAUUGUACUUGAGAGAUGAAAAAACUCCUGUUGUAUUUUGACAGAAUUAUUUUUAUUAAAAUACACAUCCAUGAACAG
This is a messenger RNA of Capra hircus (goat), 5286 nucleotides long. It is a transcript of the gene RANBP10, whose product is annotated as RAN binding protein 10. The transcript has 14 exons. Gene Ontology annotation, molecular function: protein binding. Gene Ontology annotation, cellular component: cytoplasm. The record is from RefSeq and is a predicted model, not a curated record. Gene Ontology annotation, biological process: cytoskeleton organization; cell surface receptor signaling pathway. NCBI's taxonomy places the organism in Eukaryota, Metazoa, Chordata, Mammalia, Artiodactyla, Bovidae. The coding region runs from base 110 to 1972 and encodes 620 amino acids.